AUGAUGUUCUGCAGAGCUGUUGGUAGAGCCAACCUGGCCGUUAUGAUAGACCUUGCUCAAAAUUCGGCUCGGUUGGCAUCUUCCACUGCCGUGUCUCAGAUUAAGAAAUUCCAAGUUUAUCGCUAUGAUCCCGAAAGUGGAAAAAAGCCAUACGUGCAGACGUUCGAGGUUAACAUAAACGACUGUGGUCCUAUGGUUUUGGAUGCUUUGAUAAAAAUCAAAAAUGAACAAGAUCUGACAUUGACCUUUAGAAGAUCUUGUCGAGAAGGCAUCUGCGGUUCGUGUUCAAUGAAUAUCAAUGGAGAGAACACCUUAGCUUGCACAUGCAAAAUCGAUACAAACUUGUCAAGGGUUACAAAAAUAUACCCGUUGCCGCAUAUGUACGUCGUCAAAGAUUUGGUCCCGGAUUUGAACCUGUUUUACGAGCAGUAUCGCGCGGUCGAGCCUUGGUUGCAACGUAAAACUCCACUAAAGCAUGGUCAGAAACAGCUGUAUCAGACCGAAGGAGAACGUUCUCGUGUGGACGGAUUAUAUGAGUGCAUUCUUUGCGCGUGUUGCUCUGCGUCUUGCCCUUCCUAUUGGUGGAAUUCCGACAAGUAUCUUGGACCGGCUGCUUUACUGCAGUCUUACCGGUGGAUCGUUGACUCCCGUGACGAGUUUCACGAAGAGCGGCUGAAGAAAGUUGGCGAUGCAUUUUCCGUUUUCCGCUGCCAUACUAUUCUGAACUGCACCAAAACAUGUCCAAAGGGUUUGAAUCCCGCCAAAGCCAUAUCUGAAAUCAAGAAGCUUUUGGUUGGUGUCAGUCAUAAGGAAACGCCCAUUCCAGAGCCAGCGGCACAGAAAGCUCACGCUUAG
Soboliphyme baturini is the source of this 855-nucleotide messenger RNA. NCBI's taxonomy places the organism in Eukaryota, Metazoa, Nematoda, Enoplea, Dioctophymatida, Soboliphymatidae. The record is from the annotation of a GenBank genome assembly.